Urocitellus parryii (Arctic ground squirrel) is the source of this 1582-nucleotide messenger RNA. RefSeq names its product caspase 8 (gene Casp8). Lineage: Eukaryota; Metazoa; Chordata; Mammalia; Rodentia; Sciuridae. Gene Ontology annotation, molecular function: protein binding; cysteine-type endopeptidase activity. The record is from RefSeq and is a predicted model, not a curated record. Gene Ontology annotation, biological process: regulation of apoptotic process; apoptotic process; proteolysis.
GGGGGACGUGGUGACUGGGAUGUUUCCGGAAAAGGUUGGAUCAGAUGCACAGASAGUCAUAGAAGAGACCUGCGAGGAAGGUGCUGCUGUUGUGAGGGACCCAGGAUUUGCCUCUGGUUACUUCUCCUACCUUUUGUCAAGGAUGGAUUUCAACAAAUGUCUUUACGAUAUUGGGGAACAACUGGGCAGCKAUGAGUUGUCCUCCCUCAAGUUCUUAUGUCUGGAAUAUAUCCCACAAAAGAAGCAGGAGCCCAUCAAGGAUGCCUUGAAGCUAUUCCAGACACUUCAGGAAAAGGGAAUGUUGGAGGAAAACAAUCUGUCCUUCUURAAGGAGUUGCUUUUCCGAAUUAAUCGACUGGACCUGCUGACCACUAUCCUGAAUACCAGCAAGGAGGAUAUGGUGUGGGAACUUCAGAUUCCUGGCAAGGCCCAGAUUUCUGCCUAUAGGGUCAUGCUUUUUCAGAUUUCAGAAGAUGUAAACAAACUGGAAUUGRAGUCUUUUAAGUUUCUUUUGAGCAAGGAUAUCUCCAAGUGUAAGCUGGAUGACGACAUGAGCUUGCUCGACAUUUUCAUAGAGAUGGAGAAGAAGCUCAUCCUAGGAAAGAGAAACCUGGGAACCCUGAAAAAUAUCUGUGAACAAAUCAACAAGAGCCUGCUGAAGAUCAUUGAGAAUUAUGAAGAAUUAAGCAGAGAGAGAAGAAUGAGUCCUGAAAGAAGAACAGAUUCACUUUCAAAUGGGGUGGAGUCCUUGAGGAUGUUGACAUUGUCGGACUCUCCAGGAGAACAGGACAGUGACUCACAGACAUCAGACAAAGUUUACCAAAUGAAAAACAAACCUCGGGGAUACUGUUUGAUCUUCAACAACUAUGAUUUUAGCAUGGCACGGAAGGAUAUGCCCAAGCUCCACAACAUUAAGGAUAGGAAAGGAUCAGAUUUGGAUGAAGAGGCUUUGAGCAAGACCUUUAAGGAGCUUCAUUUUGAAAUAGUAUGUUACAAAGAUUCUACAGCCAAGGAAAUCUGUGAAGUUCUAAAAUUCUACCAAAGUGAAGACCACAAUAAUAAAGAUUGUUUCAUCUGCUGUAUCCUCUCGCAUGGAGACGAGGGCAUAAUCUAUGGCACUGAUGGACAGAAGGUCUCCAUCUUUGAGCUGACCUCUUAUUUCACUGGUUCAAAGUGCCCUUCCCUUGCUGGGAAACCUAAAGUCUUUUUUAUUCAGGCUUGUCAAGGGGAUAACUACCAGAAAGGUGUACUUGUUGAAACCGACUCAAAGCAGAAGGACCCCUACUUAGAGAUGGAUUUAUCAUUUCAAAAGAGUUAUAUCCCAGAUGAAGCUGACUUUCUGUUGGGGAUGGCCACUGUGAGCAACUGUGUUUCCUAUCGAAAUCCCAUGGAGGGAACCUGGUAUAUCCAGUCCCUUUGCCAGAGACUGAGAGAAAGAUGUCCUCGAGGCGAUGAUAUUCUCACCAUCCUGACUGAAGUGAACUAUGAAGUGAGCAAUAAGGAUGAUAAGAAGAACAUGGGGAAACAGAUGCCACAGCCCACUUUUACAUUAAGGAAAAAACUCUUCUUUCCUCUCGAUUGA